Molecule: messenger RNA, 1331 nt
Organism: Lottia gigantea (owl limpet)
Lineage: Eukaryota; Metazoa; Mollusca; Gastropoda; Lottiidae
Exons: 8
Coding region: 99-1103 (334 amino acids)
Biological process (GO): lysosomal transport; endocytic recycling; Golgi to vacuole transport
Cellular component (GO): GARP complex
Molecular function (GO): syntaxin binding
Source: RefSeq, a predicted model, not a curated record
CUGAACUAGAAGCUCCAGUUAUAGUUCCUCAUGCUGCUCAAAAAAAUGAUUCCAGGUAUUCGUUUGAAAGUUUAUUCCGAAGUCUUCAUUUCUCUCUGAUGGAUAAUUCAUGUAGAGAAUAUUUAUUUCUGGUGGAUUUCUUCAUGGUAACAGGAAACUCAGCUCAGAAUCUCUUUGAUUCCGUCAUGGGAAAAACUCUCACCAUGUUUAUGAAACAAAUGGAAGAGUAUGUUCAUGAUUGCUAUGAUUCUAUAGCUAUAUUUCUAUCAAUACAUAUCAUAUUCAGAUAUAGAUCUAUUAUACAGAAACGUAAUGUUAGUGGUCUAGAUAGAUAUUGGGAUGCGUUGUUGAAGAUAUUAUGGCCGAAGUUUGAACAGAUUAUCAACCUGAAUAUACAGAGUGUACGAGAUUGUGAUCCGUCUAAAUUAGGUCAAAUAGAUGUACGACCUCAUUAUAUAACGAGACGCUAUGCUGAAUUCUCGGCAGCUAUAGUCGGUAUUAACCAGUCUUUUCCCAAUGAACAUGUUGAUAAAAUACUGGGUCAACUUCAAGCAGAAGUGGAGAAUUUUAUUUUAAAGAUGGCAGCGGAGUUCCCCCAGAGAAAAGAACAACUGAUAUUUUUAAUCAACAAUUACGAUAUGAUGCUGGGAGUACUGAUGGAAAGAACAGCCGAAGAUUCGCGAGAGACGGAAGUAUUUAAAGAUUUAUUAAACGGUAGAACACAGGAAUAUAUAGAAGAGAUAUUGUCACCACAUUUUGGAGGAAUGAUAACAUUUGUAAAAGAUUGUGAAGUUAUUUUAGAACGUGGACAAGUUGAUAGUUUAAAAAAGGAAGAAAAACGUGUACAGAUGAUAGUACGAGGGUUUAACAGUGAUUGGAAACGAGCGUUAGAAUUAAUCAACCAAGAUGUAAUGAGAGCGUUUACUAAUUUUAAAAAUGGUACACAGAUAUUACAGGGGGCGUUAACCCAGUUGAUUCAAUACUAUCAUCGAUUCCAGAAGGUGUUAUCACAGGGUCCGUUUAAAAACUUGCAGAUACGUAACGAACUAAUCAAUAUACAUCACGUCAUGGUGGAGGUCAAAAAAUAUAAACCUACAUUCUAAAUAUUUUAAGUUUACCAGGUGGUUUCUCGCUUGGCUAAUUCUAUCAAGAGCUUUGACCUCUCUAUGGAACAUUCAUAUUAUAUGGGUACAGAUAAAAAUAGAAAGAUUAUUGAAGAUCAUGAACUUUGGCACAGGAAUCACUGUACUGUUCAUUUACUUGUGUGAUCCUGUUGUACCUGGGAGGUAUCUAGCGUGAGUUUACCUGCCAAGAGGACAGGCCAUGGAUCC